This is a messenger RNA of Cololabis saira (Pacific saury), 1895 nucleotides long. RefSeq names its product HGH1 homolog (S. cerevisiae) (gene hgh1). The transcript has 10 exons. Bases 101 to 1243 code for a protein of 380 amino acids. The record is from RefSeq and is a predicted model, not a curated record. NCBI's taxonomy places the organism in Eukaryota, Metazoa, Chordata, Actinopteri, Beloniformes, Belonidae.
CCGGAAGUAGAUUUCUGCAGCGUCCACAUCAUGGUCCACAUGUGUCUGAAGUUUAUCCCAAACUGAGAUAAACAUGGAAUAAACUCCUCCAGGAGUGAAGAUGCUGAGCGACGCUGAAGCCUCGGAGCUGCUGAGCUUCCUCUCCUCCGGCUCCAGAGCUGACGUGAAGGGAACGGCCACAGAGUUCCUGCUGGGACUGUCUGGACACCGGGACGGCUGCCGGUUCCUCCGGGCCAGACCAGACCUGGUCUCGGCCGUGUUCGCGCUGACGUCGGACCCGUCCAUCGCCGUGGCCAAAGACUCGUACCGGGUCGUCAUCAACCUGUCGGCCGACGAGACGCUGCACCAGGUCCUGGUGUCGGAGGUCCGGGUUCUGCCGGUCCUGCUCAGGAACCUCCAGGACCCGGACUACGCCCUGGCGGAUCACGUCUGCACCGUCCUGUCCAACCUGACCCGGCACCAGAAGACCUGCAGGACCGUGUUCCAGGUGCUGCAGGAGGAGCUGACGUUAGCGAAGCUGGUGGAGAUUUUCUGCAGCAACGGCUACAACCAGAAGAACCACUUGCAUUACCUGGGACCGGUUCUGUCCAACCUGAGCCAGCUGCCGGAGGUCCGGACCGUCCUGCUGGACCGGGACAGGUGUGUCAUCCAGAGGCUGCUUCCUUUCACCCAAUACCGGGCCUCGGUGGUGAGGAGGGGCGGAGUCACGGGGACGCUGCGCAACUGCUGCUUCGACCACAGUCAGCACGACUGGUUGCUAGGCGACGGCGUGGACAUCCUGCCCUUCCUGCUGCUGCCGCUGGCCGGGCCUGAGGAGCUGAGUGAGGAGGAGAACGAAGGUCUCCCCGUGGACCUGCAGUACCUGCCGGAGGACAAGGAGCGGGAGGAGGACCCGGACAUCCGGAAGAUGCUGCUGGAGACGCUGAUGCUGCUAACGGCCACCAAAGCGGGACGGAAGACGCUGAAGGACAGGAACGUGUACGCCGUGGUGAGGGAGCUGCACCGCUGGGAGAAGGACGUCCACGUGGGAGCGGCCUGUCAGAAACUGGUGGAGGUUCUGAUCGGGGACGAGCCGGAACGAGGGAUGGAGAACCUGAUGGAGGUGCAGAUCCCGGAGGACGUGGAGGAGAAACUGAAGGAGGCCGACGAAAAAGAGAGGGAGGAGCUGGAGAGAGAGGAGGAGGAGAAGAGGAGGGAGGAAGAGGAGAGACGGGAAGAGGAGGAAGAGGAGGAGAAGAAGUAGAGACGGAGGGGGAAGAGGAGCAGAGGAGAUUGGAGGAGGAGGAGAAGAGGAAGGAAGAGCAAGAGUCAUUCAGUGUGUCAUCGCUGGUUUACAAUAAAUCUGCUUUGUUUUUAUUUCAGUCAACAGUUAAAAUAAAGAGAAAUAAGACUUUUCUAAACUCCCUGAACCAGAGCUGGAUUUGUUGCAGCAGAUACUGAACUAUUAAAGACACGAUAUGUAGUAAAUCCCUGUCUCAUAGAGGGAGCAAAGCGGCGUUUGCCUGGCCCAAUUGAACAUGUUUUAAUUUCACCGUGCGCGCUGUGACGACAUCUCAGCUCGUCCAAUAGGAGAGAAGGAGGUGGAGGGAGAAAAAAACCUUGCAGCUUGUAGAUCAGACGAUCAAGAUGGAAUAAAGAAUGAUCUUAGCUGUGAGUCUGUGUGAGCAGCGGUGGAAUACGAGACUGCAGGAAUAUCCUGACCUCAAUAAGGGACAAAAGUGGAGAGAAAUCUCCCAGAAUUUGGACAAACCAGGUGUUUAAAAGUGGUAGAAAUGUGAUAUUCUUUUGCUCUUUUAACAAUAAAAUGUUAGCUUAAAAUAAAAUAUAGCAUUGUCAAGCCUCAUAUCAGGUUCAGGUAAACAUUAACAAUUAACAAACAUUUAGUUCAGAUAAAA